UAGGCAGGAUAUUGCAGGCAAACGUACUCGACUAAGAAGCGCGCGUGUCGGUUUGCAAAGGUGCUUGUGCGUGGAAGCAGAAAAAAUAAAUAAAUAAAAAUAAUAAAAAAAAAUACAAAAUAAAAGUGAAUGUACCAGGGUAGCAAAAAAAAAAAAAUAUUAAAAAAAAGAAACGAAACGGAAAUAAACUUAGUAGCCAAGAAGAUGAUAUAGAGUAUAUGCAUGCUUGUAUAUAUAUAUAGGUACGUGGUAGGUUUGUGUGGAAAUCAUGCACAAUGUGGGCAAAGAAAGUGCUGAAGAUGGUAUGAAAAUGUUGAAGAUGGCAGCAAACAAGAAAAUCCCCAUCAAUAACAAAUGACACCGUAACAAAAAACCAUCGAAAACAAGCAAAACCAAAAAAAAAGAACAAAAUUUAUGGAAAAUGCCUGAAACUUAAGCGCAAGGAUUUGCAAGAGUGUAAUACCUUCUAAAAAGCCUGUGAACGGAAUAUAUCGUCGUCAAUUACGUGAAUCAAACGUGAGUGAGUGUUUCUUCGCGCUACGCCAUAGUCACUGCAAUUCAAAUUCAAACCGCCUUAAAUUUUCUUAAAGUCCAAAAUUCAAAUGUGAUGAUGCCCAUUCCCUUAGCUUAAAUCAAAUCCAAACUUAGAAUGUGAUGCCUAUACUCGUACACUCGCACACACUCGCCUGCAUACAGCACAUAUGGUUUUGUGUGUGUAUGUGUGUUGGAGUGGUGCCUGCAUUUUUGUUUAUAGUAGUAUUAAUAAUUUAACAUAAGUGUUAGUAAGAGUGUGCUCGUUACCAAAUGAGUGAUCGCGUUAGCCUCAAUCCAACGGGGCGUUAUGCUCGCGUCAGCCCCUCACCGGGUCGUGGCAUGAAGGUUGCCUAUGCACCAUGUCCCCUAUUCGAUGCUCAAGAUGUGGAACUGGGCGGCAAUUGUUUGGCCAUACCCAUGUCAUCGUUACAUCCACCACAAUCCAAGUCUUCGAAAGCUUCCACGACGACGGCAACAGCAACGGCGGCAGCCAAACCUCCGGGGCCCAAUGGAAAUAAAAAAGAACGGUGCAGUGGCUUCACAGGUGCUUGUACUCCAACCACCACCACCACGCUUCCACUGUCACCCAUGCAGCAUGAAAUGGAUGCACCGCAGCCUUUAGUUGAUCGCAAGCCUUCCAUAUCGCUUUUAAGAUGGAACAACGGCAGCAGUAACCACAACUCAGCCUUAGCAGCCGCCGCCACCACCAACAAUACCAACAACAACACUACUACCACCACCAUACUCAACCAGCAAACACCGUAUAACAGUAGUAUUAGAAAUCAGUUCGAUUACAUACCAAUGACAGAAAGCAACCGCAACUACAACAUCGGCAUUAGCAACAGCAACAUCAACUACAAUGUGGGCAGCAGCAACAGUUACAACUAUAAUGCCAACACAGGGUCCACCGGUGCUGCUAGGCAAGCUAGCUAUGGCAUAGGCGGUACCGGCACGGGUAUUGGAGCCAACAAUGGCUUAGUGCCCAUGACAGCGGGCGGUGUACGCACAGAGCCCAUAUCAUUGGCCACCUUGGAUAGGGAUUGUUUUAUAAUACCUGUACAUAGUGUUGAUCGUUUUCUACCAGCUGGCAUACCGCUGCCUCCACCACCGGUCGAUGGCCCAACAACGAAACCUUCCAGUCCCCUUAGUGUUCUGGAAGUCUCCGAUCCAAAACUAUGCAUUUUGGUUCAUUUAAUGAGUCCUUUAGAGCCCAUAGAUCCUGUCCUUGAAUCACCCCUCUCUCAUCCACUGCUCAAGCAACGUUCUGUGGCCUCAGAGCUGGUAACCGAAGUGCAACAGGCCAACACAGCUGUGGGUGGCAUGCUGUUGGCCAAUAUGGAAAAGAUUUCCGAAUUUCCCUUUAUUGCCUAUUAUGUUAUAAAUACAAUGCAAACGGAUCCCUCAAAUUUUUAUGCGGGCAUGAGAGUUUCAUCUUUAUCGAAAUUUGAGCCAAAAAAUUUAAGAUACACUGCCGCUCAUACUCUAGAUUUGUAUAGUGAAGUGGCUGCCAUAUGUCGUCCUCCAUUGCAAUUGGCCCCCAGCGAAAGUGGCAGCUUUAAGAAGACACAAACUCCGGCCACCGGUUACAUAAUAUCAGUAUUUAAGGUUUUCGAAGGUGAUGACGGCGAACGUUUCGAAAAGAAUUGGCUGUAUUGGACUGGAGCUAGAAUGCUAUACAGAUAUUUGCCACGUACUGCCGGCCUACGGCGUAUAUCGCUACACAAAAGCACAUCACAGCGAGGUGAUAAAAUGUACCUGCUCAUCUGCGAAUGUGCGGAACUUCUAAAGGAUAUCAAUGCUGCUGCCGUCUUAAUACCUGCCCUAAGAGCCCGUCUAUGUGGCUACACAGGACUGUAUAGACCAAUACAAGCAUUUUAGUUAUACAUCCCAUGCACACACACACACACACAAACACACUCUCAAACGCACAUACAAUACACACAAAACUGCCCCCCGUACAGUAACAUCAUAAUGUUAGACUCUCACAAUGGGGGGAACCGGAAACAAUUUUGUAAAAAAUUAGCACAAUUCCUUGGGUGAUAAGUAGCAAUCAAAUAAGAACAAGCAACAAAACGAAAAACAAAAACAAAGCAAAACAACAUGACAACAACAAUUAAUAAAAUACAACAAAUAAAAAGGCAUAUAAAAUUAA
Molecule: messenger RNA, 2686 nt
Organism: Stomoxys calcitrans (stable fly)
Lineage: Eukaryota; Metazoa; Arthropoda; Insecta; Diptera; Muscidae
Exons: 9
Coding region: 805-2412 (535 amino acids)
Source: RefSeq, a predicted model, not a curated record